AUGUGGUUGGAUGAGUGUAAUGAUGGUGUGCGUGUUGAAAAAGAGAUGAAAUGUGUAAGAGGGAAGGAGAAACUGAAUUUGGUGGGUUUGAACCAUGAAAGGGGCGAAGAAGAGAAAUGCGAAAUAUUGGGUGAAUGCAAGAUUGUGCAGGUAAAUUCAGUUGAUGAUGUUGGUGGCUCCUACGACGUAGUCCGAUAUGCUAGGCAGAGGACAACCAUAAAGGGCAUGAAAGGUCGUUGUUUUGAUGGCGACAUAGUAAGAGGAGUUAUACCAUAA
Sphenostylis stenocarpa is the source of this 276-nucleotide messenger RNA. NCBI's taxonomy places the organism in Eukaryota, Viridiplantae, Streptophyta, Magnoliopsida, Fabales, Fabaceae. The record is from the annotation of a GenBank genome assembly.